AUGAAACCUCAGAUCGGUACGCUCUCAGCGAAUUCGACCUUCCCUGUGGAAGCCUUAGGGAGAGGCGCCGAGCCUGCCCCUACGAAAUAUGCCUUUGCCACCAUCCUGACCGCCGAAGGCGAUCUCGAGUUUCCAGAUAUCAAGGAACCCUACCUUCGAGCUGCUCGACUUCUUACCUACCAACUUCUUCACAACCCCAAAACCCGAAAUGAGUCUUAUGGCAUUCCACUCCUGGUUCUUGCGACCCCAGGUGUACCCAAAGGCCACUUGGAAAUUUUGAGAAACGACGGAGCCACCGUGAUGCCUGUGGAAACUCUCCACCGUGACUGGAUUCAUCCAAAAUGGGACCGCUGGGGGGAUGUACUCGCCAAGCUAAACCUGUGGACGCUUGAAGAGUAUGAGAAGAUCGCAUUUUUGGAUGCGGACUCAAUUAUCUUCCACCCAAUUCAUGAAAUAUUCGAAGUUCAGGCGACUGAUAUUCGCCCAACACGACUCUCCAACACAAAUGGAACUGUUCAUCCUGAUCUUAUUGACAAGUUGCCCCCCGAGUAUAUGAUAGCCGGGACUCAUGAUCUGUGGAUUGAACAAUACAUGCCCCCUCCGGAAAACAUGGUCUUCUACGAAGCGGGGUCGUAUGUGAAUGCAGGGUUCUUUGUCCUUUCCCCUUCGAAGGCGAUGUUUGAUUACUACGACGCCAUCCUUGAUAUCCCCCAGCAAUUCGAGCCCAACUAUCCCGAACAGAACCUAUUAAAUUAUGCUCACCGGUCGAACGGACCGAUGCCAUGGCAGUCUGUCGGCUCUGAGUGGAAUUCGAAGUGGCCGACUGAGCAGAAUUUACAGAACGGGUUGAAAUCAAUUCACCAUAAAUGGUGGCGACCAAUAUCGGAUACAUAUGUGGGUGAAUGCAUUGCUGAUGCGGUUCAAGAAAUGGAAAUUUAUCUAAAUAGAACGAACGAGUCAUCAUGA
Molecule: messenger RNA, 966 nt
Organism: Penicillium macrosclerotiorum
Lineage: Eukaryota; Fungi; Ascomycota; Eurotiomycetes; Eurotiales; Aspergillaceae
Product: putative glycosyl transferase family 8 family
Exons: 2
Coding region: 1-966 (321 amino acids)
Biological process (GO): protein N-linked glycosylation
Molecular function (GO): glycosyltransferase activity
Source: RefSeq, a predicted model, not a curated record